Protopolystoma xenopodis is the source of this 252-nucleotide messenger RNA. The record is from the annotation of a GenBank genome assembly. Lineage: Eukaryota; Metazoa; Platyhelminthes; Monogenea; Polystomatidea; Polystomatidae.
AUGUGCCCGGCGUCCCGGUUAAAAGCGACAUCGGCAGAACUGGUCGAUCCAGACAACAGCAGCAGCAACAGCAACAGCAGCAGCAACAGCAGCAAACUUGUGGACUGGACAAUCGCGUGUGCGUCUAGUCUGCUUCGCCAGGCGUCUCAAUCUCUCCCUCCUCCGCAGAGACGGGCCGGUCCACGGCCGCUCUCCACUUCUGGCUUCACGCUUGCCCAGCCUCGCCGGCGCUCACAGUCCCUUUGGCCUUGA